AUGGAGGAAGGAAACCUUCCUCCAUGGAUGAACAUUCCAAUAACAGAAACAGAGCCCUUAGUCGGCCAUCUGCCAUCUUCACACACACGACACACCCAGCCCAGUGACAACCCAACCCUACGCGCCUUCCCUCGUCGAUGGAUGUCAAACAUGCCGAAGAGAAAAUCGAGUGGUGAUUCGGGGAAGGAAAUAAAGAAAAGAGAACUUUUAUCUGAAGUAGCAAAAGGAAAGCUACCGUUUCUGACUCCCGCUGAUGCAACAUUUGAGUCUUUGAUGAAAGAGAAAUAUUCAAACUUUGCACAUGAGCCGCAAUCCUGUAUCCCUGAGUCUCUGCAAGAAGAUCUAACAUGGGCUUUGAAUGUACUCUAUUACCAUGGUUACUUCUAUCGGGAUUGGGUCAAGGUGAAAGGUCAAACGGUCCAGACCCCAAUCUCCCGUACAUUAGUCGGAGAACCGGGGACAACUUACAAAUAUCUAGGUCUGCGUUUGUUCACCAUCCCUUGGUCCUUCGGGGAUGUCCAACCGGAGAAUGAGAUUGAGAUUGCCUGCGGGGUGAUCGGGAAACUGAACGAGCACUUUAAGGUAGCUUCAAGAAAACUUCUGUUGGAAAAGGAGAAUGAGAGGCUAGAGAGAGCAAUAACAAGAACUAAGAGUGAUGAAGGAACUCCGUCUUGUUUAGACAAAGAGGAAAGUCGUGGAUGUGAAUCUCGGGAUGGUGGAAUUCUUUCCGUCGAUGACGGCACCAACUUCAAUGUUGCACUCAUUAAUUAUAUGGACCCUACGGACCUAGACGUGAGGUUGAAGCCAGAGCCGUAUUAUGGGAUGGGAUCUCUGGCAGUCAGCUGGCACAUGGAUGGCAAUCUGGUUAGAGGAUCCACCGUAGCUGUGUACAGUCAAACAUACUCAGAUGAAGAUGAUGAUUCCAUUGAUCAAACAGACUGGAAGGUUGGCCUGAAGGUGUCGUGGGACAUAGAGACCCCCGGGGUGGCUAUCCCAUUAGCAUCGGGGGAAUCUUACUUCAUGUUGGGCAAUCUGAAUGACACCCAUCAACACUGUGUAAUAACCGGCAGCCAAUCACGCUUCAGCUCCACUCAUAGAGUCGCCGAUAGCCGUAAAGGAACACUUAGGUACAUCAAGGGGAGAUGUCAAGAAGCUCUAUGCAACCUUCUUGAGGAGACAAGUGGAGAUUAUCAUCUGAGAUCCUGUGAUGCCUUACAUCUUCAGCUAACUGAGACCAUCCAUAAUGAGGUGGAGUUUGAAUGGCUGCGUCAGUUCUGGAUGCAGGGAACCAGGCAUGCUACAGAGAGAAGAAGUUGGUUACCAGCUAUUGAAGCUCUUGAGGAGGAAUGGGUCAAGAUGGAGCACAUAACAAAGCUUGCCAUUGACAAAACUAACCGAGACACAGAGGAAAGCAUUGCCAUUGCGAGGAUUCUCCGUCCAUUUCUUAAAGAGAGACAGAAACUCAGAAAGCAGUGUCUUGAAAAGUUUUCACCAAGGCUCCUAGACACGAUUCACCCAGACUACUUACCUGUCCACAGACCCAAGUGGGAGGACGGUGACCCCUUGCGACCUCUACCCUUUGACCUCAGUGAUGUCAUCAAUAAGAUAGGAGUUGUAUGUAAGAGUAACAGACCACAUGAGAGCAGUGACUCGGAUGCCUCCAUAGACUCAAAAGACUCAUGAUAGAAAAAGACAAACUGGCAUAUUAGAAAGCAUUUCAAAGACACUGGACACUAUUGGUAAUUGUCA
Messenger RNA from Asterias rubens (European starfish), 1749 nucleotides. RefSeq names its product alpha-ketoglutarate-dependent dioxygenase FTO-like. The transcript has 10 exons. The record is from RefSeq and is a predicted model, not a curated record. Lineage: Eukaryota; Metazoa; Echinodermata; Asteroidea; Forcipulatida; Asteriidae. Bases 1 to 1683 code for a protein of 560 amino acids. Gene Ontology annotation, molecular function: broad specificity oxidative DNA demethylase activity; ferrous iron binding; mRNA N6-methyladenosine dioxygenase activity. Gene Ontology annotation, biological process: RNA repair; DNA alkylation repair; regulation of multicellular organism growth.